AUGGAUAGCUGUAACACAGACUGCAUUGAGAAACCCCUUCGUCUUGCUUUUGCCAUGUUAGGAAGAUGCGUGGCUCGGCACUCGUUGUGGUUUGCCGGAAUUCCUAUUGUAAUUUCUGUAAUACUCGGGUCAGGGUUCAUGAAUUUUAAGAAAACUGAAGCAAAUGACAUAGAAGAACAGUUUACUCCCACAAGCGGUCGAGCAAAAGUAGAAAGAUCUUUUGUUCGACAGCAUUUUCCAAUAGAUUUUGCCGAAUUCUCGGUAGCGAGGCUUUUCACAGAUGGGGCAUUUGUUUCUUUCGUUGCUGUUGCUAAAGAGAGUAACAUCCUUACCAAAAAAGCAUUUGAAGAGAUCUUAGAACUUGAUAAAAUGGUCAAAAAUUUAAAGGUUACUUACAAUGACACUGAAUAUGACUUUAUGACUCUUUGUGCGAAAUUCGCUGGGUCAUGUUAUGCAAGUCCAAUUUUAAGUAUUAUAAAUCACAAGGCUGAUCUAGUGGAGAGCAUUGUGUUUGAAUAUCCUCUCCAUAAUAACUCGUUUAUUGGAACUGCUGUGGGUGGAGUUGAGUUAGAUGGAUUUAAAGUUAAAAAAGCUCGUGCGGUUAGGAUUGAAUAUCACUUAAGAGAAGACGACGAAAAAUUUGAAAAGCUGACCAGAAUGUGGAUUCAGACGUUUCUGAACAAAAUUUCUAAAUCAUCAGAUUUAAAAUGGAUUAAGAUUUCACAUUUCAGUUCCAUAUCAAGACAAGAUGAAUUUGAAGGAAAUGCCAAAAUAAUAAUUCCACUCUUUUCCGUUACUUACUUCCUCACAAUAACCUUUUCUAUUGUAUCCUGUAUGAGGCUUGACUGUGUGAGGAAUAAGGUCUGGGUGGCUACUCUGGGAGUCUUAUCAACUGGAUUAGCCGUACUAACAGGCUUUGGACUACUGGUAUACUGUAAAGUGUCAUUUGCCAUCAAUACUGCCAAUGCACCUUUUCUGAUUCUAGGUAUUGGUGUAGACAAUAUGUUCAUUAUGCUUGCAAGCUGGCAGAAAACAAAUGUUGACGAUGGUAUUGAAGAACGCAUGGGCAUAGCCUACUCUGAUGCAGCCACCUCCAUUACAAUCACUACUUUGACUGACAUUUUGGCCUUUUAUAUUGGCAUAAUGACUCCUUUUCCAUCUGUGCAAUCAUUCUGUGUUUACACUGGUACAACUGUUUUGCUGAGCUUUAUUUACAACAUUACAUUUUUUGGAGCUAUUCUUGUAUUGAAUGGAAAAAGAGAGGCUGCGAACAGGCACUGGCUAACAUUUAGAAAAGUUGAAAGUGAGCAUUUACCAGGAGAAUCUAAAUGUUAUGGAAUGUGCUGUGUGGGUGGGGCUUACAAUGAGGAAACAGGUGCAGAGAUAGAACAUCCAAUUUCUCUUUUUAUGAAUGAUCGUUUUGGUCCAUUUCUUACAAAUCGUUGGACCAAGGGAGUUGUGGUGGUCCUUUAUGUAGGUUAUCUGGCUGGCAGUUUUUACGGCUGCUUUCAUCUCAAAGAAGGGAUCGAUAUCAGAAAUCUGGCCAAUGAUUAUUCAUAUGUGAUUAAAUUCUAUGAUGAUGAGGGGAAGUAUUUUUCCAAGUAUGGACCACGUGUCAUGGUUAGUGUCACCCAACCUGUAAAUUACUGGGACUCAAACAUUCAGAAUGAAAUUGAAAACUGUAUGCAAGAAUUUGAAAAUCUCUCCUAUGUAGAUGAUGAUCUCUCAGAGUCCUGGCUCCGUACAUACGUUGGAAUUGCUAACCAAAUGCCAAAUGUUAGCAUAAAGAGUAAACAUGAAUUUAUAGAUACGUUGGAUGAUUUUUUCAACAUUAUCCCUACAUAUAAGCAAGAUAUUGAUAUUUCUGUUGAUAAAGAAAGCAUUGAGGCAUCACGUUUUUUUAUUCAAACUAUUUACAUCAAUAAUUCAACUGCUGAGAAAAAUAUGCUGAUUAAAUUACGAAAAUUGGCAGAUGAAUGUAGCAUUCCUUUACAAGUAUUUCAUCCUGCAUUUAUCUAUUAUGAUCAAUAUCUUGUUAUAAUAUCCAGCACAGUACAGAAUAUUGGUGUGGCUGCUGGCGCUAUGCUACUUAUUGCCAUUUUGAUGAUUCCUAAUCCAAUAUGUUCUAUCUGGGUUACAUUUGCUAUUGCAUCAGUUUUAGUGGGUGUGGCUGGGUUUAUGACUUUCUGGGGUGUCAACUUAGAUUCUAUAUCUAUGAUUAAUUUAGUCAUUUGUAUUGGCUUUUCAGUGGACUUUACAGCUCAUAUUUCGUAUGCAUUUGUUUCAAGUGAAAAAGAAACUGCCAAUGAGCGAUCUAUUGAUGCAUUAUAUAGACUUGGCUAUCCUAUUAUCCAAGGGGCUCUUUCAACCAUAAUGGGUGUCAUUACAUUGUCUGCUGCAGCAAGUUACAUAUUCAGGACAUUUUUUAAGAUCAUGUUCCUCGUCAUAACUUUUGGUGCAAUUCAUGGAGUUGUGUUAAUGCCAGUAUUUAUGACUUUUUUCAGUCGUAAACCUACAGAGUAACAGACUAUAAAACAAAAUAAGAGGUAGUAAAAGGAAAACCAGAGCAAAACUAUGUGCCCUAUUCAAACCAGAAAUGGCAUACAAUUAUUAGCUCAACCAACAAUAAUUUAAAUUAACAAUUUAUGAGGUUCUUUCCCACCUUGAUAAGUUUUAUUGCCAUAUUCCAAAAACUGGGACUUUGCAAAUGAGUGCCUUAUAAUGGCCAAGUGCAAUUCUGGAUUGAUAUGAUUACGUAUAACUUCACCCUACCUAAGCAGUCAAGAUUGUGCUGAUGUUGAUGGUGGAUUAUGGGCUCUUUCUCAGUGCAUAAGCUAAACAUGGCAAAUGACUUUCCUCAUUUGUAUCAAUCUUCUGAUUUAUUUUUUGUAUCGAGUCCAUGAUAUUAAGUGCUUGUGUUUUAAUGCACUGAAAAGAAUGAAUAGUAAGUGUUACAUAUAAAAACACAGUAGGCUUUAAGGAUGUUAUGGUUAGUAAUAGUAUUGUUUGUGAGUUUUAAAUCUUGCCAUGGCAAGUCACGAAAUUAAAUUCAAUAAAUUUGACAAUGGCCACAAAAGUUGUGGGACAUUGUAGAAAGAUAUGGUUGAUUUUCCAUGUUCUUGAAGUGGUCCAGCAAAUCACUUGGUUAUGGGCAAUAAAUUUGGGUUAUGUGCUGAAAAAUAUUUUUUUAAAUCCAGGUUGCUUCUAAUAAUGUCUUUUUCAUGUAUACAUUUGUUUUCAUAUUCUCCAAUGUACAUGGUAAAAAUGUCAUUGUCCAAAACCGAUGUUGUAAUUACAUAAACCUUUACAUCUUCCUGAAUUUUUCUUUGUAUUAUUCACCUGAAAAUAAAUUAUUUUCCUUCCUUUCUGGAUA
Messenger RNA from Pristis pectinata (smalltooth sawfish), 3373 nucleotides. RefSeq names its product patched domain-containing protein 3-like. The transcript has 4 exons. Lineage: Eukaryota; Metazoa; Chordata; Chondrichthyes; Rhinopristiformes; Pristidae. The coding region runs from base 1 to 2523 and encodes 840 amino acids. Gene Ontology annotation, cellular component: membrane. The record is from RefSeq and is a predicted model, not a curated record.